CGUGGCCCUUGAAGCUAUCCCGACCGACGAGGAAGAAGACGCCGCCGACGAAGAAGAAAGAAGAAGACGCCGCCGACUUCGCCGACGAAGAACUCCGCCGCCGUCGCCGCCGAUAGUUGGAGGUAGAAGAAGACGCUGAGUGAAUGGGGAGACCGAAAAAGAACUCAAAGCCCAACAAUGAGGGAGAAGGAUCAUCAAAGCAGCCACCUGAUGUACAACAACAAGAGGAACAACCCGUGAGGAAGAAACCCAAAACUGUUGCACCAAAAUCUUCAGCGAAAUCUCGUGAAGCAGCUGGAUUGUCACAGCAGCCGCCGGAUGAA
Molecule: messenger RNA, 323 nt
Organism: Linum tenue
Lineage: Eukaryota; Viridiplantae; Streptophyta; Magnoliopsida; Malpighiales; Linaceae
Source: the annotation of a GenBank genome assembly